CUCGGGUUAGCUCAGUGGCCAGAUCCAGGUACUUUUAUCAGCGAUUAAACGGCAGUCGGCCUUGACUGCGGCGCCGGCCUUGGACAUCGGUGACCACGUCAUCGUCGGCAUCCCCGGGAUACACGCGCGUGUCAUACGCAGCGCGUGCAUUUCUCACGAGUUCUUAUUAAAUAAUCUCCUAGAAUAUAUCUCAUUAUGUGAAUUUUUAAAGGGCUAGAGACAAAAACUGUCAUCGUUGAUGAUACUUGUUGAUGACCGAUCGAACAUCCAUAUCGUUCCACACUACAUGCAACAUGGAUGAACACGAGAAAAACCUGAUGACGGGGACGUUGGAACAGAGGAAAGAGGCUUUCAAGGAAGACGAGGAGCUCAUGAGGGAAACGACGAAAUUUAUUAGCGAAGUGAUAGAGACCGCCGCUACGGAAGCCUCGAAAAGAAAAGCUCAGUCGGAGGGAGCUGAUACAGGCGAAGGUAGUAGAUUGAAGGGUGGCGAUACCAUAGCUGGCUGGAACAACCGAGCGCGUGGAUUCUGCAAUCGUAUUCUGAAUGCCCUUUGCCCAUGCUUCACCAAUCAUGAACUGUUCGGCUGGACUCCGUACCGGUAUCGCUUCACACGACCUUAACCGUUCGAUGACCUCCGGAUUUCCCGUACCGCCGUACGGGAAAUGAUGCAAUUGAUGCAAAUUAACAAUUAGAACUAGGAUUAAGUUCUUUCCAUUGUCAAUUCAGAUCUUUCGCGCAUUGCGCGUCUUUCGUACGCAGGCCACAACUGAAGACAUCUGUCAUAUCUAUCUAUAAAAAAAAAAAUAUAUAUAUAUAUAAGAGACUUUCUAAAUCUCGAUGGCUGAUAGGAUACCGUCGUGUAGACAUUAAUCGUGCAUGAACACGAGAACUGUGUUACAAAUGUAUAAAUCUGAUGUUUCAUCGACAUAUGCUCGAAUUAAGUUUUCAAAUGUCGCGUGAGAAAGACAAGAGGUAAAUCUGCUGCUUCGGCUGCUGUGCAAUCGAAUGCAAAAAAAUCUACAUAAGUGUUCAAUGGAAAAAAUAAUUGUGUAAUUAAGCGACUCGCGUGUGUACUUCAUUUUGAAGUAAACUGCAACGCCUUGUUGAGCAAUUUGAUCGAACAUGGCAAUAGUUGGUCUCUUAUUUGAUUCAAAAUAUAUGUCAUUUUAAUUAUUAUGCUUUUCAAUUCUACAAAUAUCUCAAAUGAGUAGCCAGGUGGUAAUAUCAUGUGACUGAUAUAGUUCCUCUCUUGUAUAUUUUUCGCAAUAUUAAAUUUAUUUUCAAACAUAUAUAAAAAAAUUUCAUACAUAUAUAUAUAUAUAUAUAUAUAUAUA
This is a messenger RNA of Cataglyphis hispanica, 1337 nucleotides long. RefSeq lists its product as uncharacterized. NCBI's taxonomy places the organism in Eukaryota, Metazoa, Arthropoda, Insecta, Hymenoptera, Formicidae. The record is from RefSeq and is a predicted model, not a curated record. Bases 252 to 623 code for a protein of 123 amino acids. The transcript has 6 exons.